Messenger RNA from Gallus gallus (chicken), 7523 nucleotides. RefSeq names its product vesicle trafficking associated, spatacsin (gene SPG11). Gene Ontology annotation, cellular component: cytoplasm; axon; synapse. Gene Ontology annotation, biological process: axon extension; axo-dendritic transport; chemical synaptic transmission. NCBI's taxonomy places the organism in Eukaryota, Metazoa, Chordata, Aves, Galliformes, Phasianidae. Bases 57 to 7334 code for a protein of 2425 amino acids. The transcript is spliced from 40 exons. The record is from RefSeq and is a predicted model, not a curated record.
GAGGGCAGCCCCUCCAAGAUGGCGGCGCGGGGCGCGGGUCGCCGCCGCUGAGGGGGAUGGCGGGGGCGAGGCGGGAGCUGCGCGUGCUGCUGGCGGCCCGCCCGGGUCAGGCGCGGGACUCCGUGCGGGACGCGGCGCGGGUCCGGCUGAGCGCGGAGCAGGACGCGCUGGGCAGCCUGCUGCUCCGUGACGGGAUCUACCUGGAGUCCCUGGGGCCGGGCGGAGGCGGCCGGGCGCGGAGCGGCGUCCUGCCGGGAGCGUGGGCUGACUUCGUGUGGGAGAGAACAGCAGAGUAUGAUCCGCAAGCAAAGAGGACAAAAAUACUGGCUCUCAGUGAAAGUCACGACCUGUUUGUCUAUGAAUUCACCAGAGAAGACGGAAAAUGCGGCCCGGAUCCCCUGCACAGCUGCAGGGAGGGUGUGCUGAAAAAGCUCCUGGAGGCCAACAGCGUCAGUCUGUCUUCAAUUUUGUCUCUGAGGAUACUGUCUUUUAAAGACAACAAAUGCACGCUUCUGCUCAACAGCUUUAUUGUUAUGCAUCUCACCUUUCCUGGAGAGCAUUCAUCAUUGGAGACGUGUGACUGCUUUACCCUUGAUUUGCCUCCACCAGUGUUGGAAAGAGUAACAGAUAUAAACUUCUGCAGGGGGAUUCUGUUUUUCUUGGAUAGUUCUGGCUGGAUCUACGUAUUUGAUUCUUCUGAUGGUGCAAAUCUAGCACACAUCAACGUGUCACUCUGCCAGGGGGGUGUGCAGGAUGGGGACAGGAGUCCCACCAUCACAUCACCGCUCACUGCACUCAAAGUGUCAUAUGAUCUCAGCGUUGCUGUGAUCAUCAGUUCUUCCAGCAAUGCCUGUUCUGUGGAUCUAAACGUGUACUUCAGACAGUUCCCUGGACAUCUGAUUUGUAGAAGAGAUUCUGAAAGCCUUUCACUGAAGCCACCUGAGGGAGUUGAUGAGGAUGACCUUGCUAGUUCUGACUACAGUAUGGAGCUGCUGUCCUCGCCUUUCCGCACAGACAGGUCAUGGAAGGCACACUUAUCCUCCCUGUGCAGCACAAUAAGGAAAAGAAGAUCACGUUCCCCACAUUUGCUAUGUGAUAUGAACUUACCUUGGUAUCAGUAUUUUACCCACCUUGAAGAUCACGAUCCCUUGAUCUAUGAAACCUCUGAGAAGGCACUGGCCAUUGCUCCAAAGGCUUUUCCACCUGUCCUUUCCAACCCAUCGCAGAGUGCUGGCACAAAGCUCAGUGAUAUGGGGCAGCAGUGGAAACAAAUCCUCCCCGUACAGUUAUCACAAGAAGUGGUGAAACUGGAGUGUAAAUCUGUGACUGGAGCCAAAGCACUGUUUGUGAUCCUAACAGAUGACAAGGCUUUGACACUUGCUCUCUGGGAUUUCGAGUCCCAAGAUGUAGCACAUUACCAGUUUGGCAAAAACAGCGUUUAUGUGGAUUGUAAUGAGGAGGUGCCAUUAUGCCUGCUGCUGACAGAGUGUGGCCUCUCCUUAAUUCUUUUCGGUUUAACUCAAGAGGAGUUUUUGAAUAGACUGAUGAUCUAUGGCAGCGCUGGAGUCGUAGAUUCUGUAUGUCACCUCAAUGGAUGGGGACGGUGUUCGAUUCCAGUACAUGCAUUGGAGGCUGGCUUGGAAAAUCGUCAGCUAGACACAGUGGACUUAUUUUUAAAAAGCAAAGAAAGUCUUUUCAAUCUCUCUGCGCUGCGCUCCGAAGCCCAGCAGUCUGCAGAUGGUGCGUCCUGCUCUUUUCUGAAAAAUUUGCAAGAGCUGAGACCAGCUUUAAACUUGCUUUGCUCAGCAAUCAGAGAGAACGACAUGGAGCCACAGAGCAAACACUUCUCAGAGCAGCUGCUGAACCUCACGCUGACUUUCCUUAGCAAGCAGCUUGAAGAAAUUUUUGUCCACACAGAGGAACCUGAUAGAUACCUGCAGAAGGCUGCAGAGAUUUUAACUGAUUACAUCAUUGAACUUAGGACGUUUAUGAAAAACUAUCCUCGAUCACAAGUAAAUACCACAAAUGUAGGGAGUGAUUCUGAUGAAGACCUGCCUGCAAUAGAGGAAAGCCAGAUGUGGGAAAAACUGACACCUGAGGAAGUCAUUGCUGAAGCCAUCUUAAGCAACAAAAUGCCAGAGGCCCAGAUCUUCUUCCGAAUGCACCGGCAUCCUGCUCAGAGCCUUCAGGAACUCAUUCGGACAGGUUUGGAUCUGGUCUAUGGCCAUCUUCUGAAGGGCAAUACCAGAGAGGCCUCAGCACUUCUGAAGAACAUGGGUUUUGAUGUGAAGCAGCAGUUGCAUAAGAUAUGUUUCUACACGGCUGAUAAACACGUACGAGAUUUGCUGGUCAAAGUUUUACAAGAAGAAAAUUAUUUUUCUGAAAAAGAGAAGAAAAUGAUAGACUUUGUGCAUCAGGUUGAAAGCUUGUACUCGGAGUCCUUCCAAGAAAAUAAAGAGAUGCAAUCUCUUUCCAGUGUAAGGAACUGGAGACAGGAACAAGACUCUUCCAAACAUUUGGCCACUCUGGAGUCAUUGAUGGAUCAUGAUGGACGCCGGGUGCCCAGCAGGGAGGUCAGGGUGAUGCUGAACUGGGCUCAGUGCUGGGAUGAGCUCCUUCAGGAUAUGAUUCUUCUCCCCAGAAAACAAGGCCAAGGACUUGCCACAUGUAACCCUGAGGCUCUUUGGAUGUACCUGACAGCCCAGCAUGAUUGGCUUAAUAUCAGUUCAUGGAUUGAAGAAUUUGAGCCCAACCACAGCUUAUGUGGACAAAGUAAAUGGCCACCCCUGGCUGCAAGCAUUAUUGACCAACACACGUUGUGUAGUGGCUACAUGAGAAAUGAAAUAUUGAACAAGCUGGCCAGAAAUGGGAUUUUUGUCCUUUCUGAAUUGGAAGACUUUGAACUUCUGCUCCAAAGAUUGGUUUCCCUCGGAGGAGUACUGCAAAAUCCUCACCCUGUUCCAAAGUACAGUGCUGCAAGUGGUUUGGACUUCCAUGCUCGUUUUAUCCUUCACUGCUUAGAACACAAUUUGCAGUAUAUGUUAUACACAUACCUAGAUUACUACAGUUUAACUCCUUCCAACUGCCCUAUUUUGGAUGACAAGGAACUGCAUGAAGCACAUCCCUGGUUUGAAUUCCUCGUGCAGUGCCGGGGGGUUGCCAGUAACCCACGAGAUCCAAAGAUGAUUUUUCAGGCGAGUCUAGCAAAUGCUCAGAUCUUGAUUCCUAGUAAUCAAGCCAGCGUGAGUAGCAUGCUGCUGGAGGGACGUACACUGUUAGCACUUGCUACCACCAUGUAUGCACCUGGAGGCAUUGAUCAGGUUCUUCAGAAUGAAGAUACAGAGAAACCACUAAAGAAAGUUGAUCCUCAGCUCUUAAAAAUGGCAUUGAGUCCUUACCCCAAACUCAGAGCUGCUCUUUUUCCCCCGUGCACCUCCCAUGGAAUUUUGCCACCUGACAUUUCCCUUUAUCAUCUUGUUCAGUCAUUAGUGCCAUUUGAUCCCAGUAAGUUAUUUGGCUGGCAGUCGACAAAUACCCUUGCUGUAUCAGAUGCAUCAAGUGACCUUCCUCAUUUCUCAUCCCCUGAACUGGUGAACAAAUAUGCUGUAAUGGAACGACUGGACUUUUUGUACUACCUGCGCCAUGGACGCCCCUCGUUUGCCUUUGGUACAUUUUUGGUCCAGCAGUUGGUCAAGAGCAAAAGCCCCAAACAGUUGAUUCAGCAAGCAGGAAAUGAAGCCUAUCUUCUAGGCCUUUCUUUCUUCAAUACGCCUUCAGUAGCAGCUGCCUGUGUGUGCUUUCUGGAGCUGCUUGGGCUCAGCAGCCUCAAACUGAGAGUUGAUAUUAAGGUUGCAAACAUGAUAUUCAUUUACAAAACCAGAAAUGAAGAAACUCAGCACAAUCAAAUAAGGGAAUCUCUGGUUGAACAGCUAAUGAGGUUGGCUGAUGGUGAAAAAGCAGCAACAGAAGAAGUUCUUAAAUCCUUAGAAGAAGCCUUUUGGGAUUCAAUUGAGCAUCAAGGAAUAAAGAGGACAUCCAGUGACUCCAGACAGCAGUGGUCUUUGGUGAUGCAGUUCUGCAAACUCCAUGCCAUGAAACUGAGCACCUCAUACCUAAAGGAGUGUGCUAAAUCCAAUGACUGGCUGCAGUUCAUCAUCCAAGCCCAGCUGUACAGCUACAAGCCAGAUGAGGUCUCAUCUGUCCUUGAAGGCUUCGCUCCCAUUAUACAGCAUCACCUGAUGUUGGCACUGGAGAAGUCACCGUUUCUGCACGCUGCUGCGGGGGCUCCUGAGGGCAGCACUGGGAGCAGAUGUGCAGACAGUCUCUUCCAAAUCCUGUUCCGGUGUCAGGAGAGCCCCAAUGCUUCGUGUCACCUUUUGGCUGAAGGACUGAGAGAACACGCUCCCAUUCUGAGUGUUUUAGCAGCGUGUUCCCCUGAUGCUGACAUUAUUCACUGUCUCUGUGUCUGGAUAAUUACCAGUGUGGAUGAUGUUACCAGAUCUGAAGCGACAAAACAUAUUCAGAGCUCAGUAGAAAAUCACAAGUGGGAUCUUCAUGACCUGUCGCUUAUCUGGAAAGUGCUUUUAAGAAAGCAAAAAUGUCAAACACUUAUAAGGGGAUUCCAGCUCUUCUUAAAGGAUUCCCCUUUACUGCAUAUACUGGAGAUGUACGAUCUGUGCAUGAACUGUAAAAGGUACUAUGAAGCCAAAACCAAACUGGACGAGUUUCAGAAACACCUCAUAAAUCUGAAGACCACCGAUGGAGCGGCAGCUUCAGGAGUCCCUGUGCAAUGGUUGGAGUCACAGGCCUUGUUUCUUCUUGAACUGAUGAUGCAGCAGUGUAGGACAGAAUACGAAUUGGGAAAGCUCUUACAGCUGUUUGCUGCAACAGACAACCUUCUCCUUGAUGGCCCUUAUGUGAAGAAACUGUGUGCGCUCAGUGAGACCCUGAGGGAUUCCUCCGUGCCCAUUAAUCGCUCCAUGCUGACCAGGUACACCCCAGAAACGUUUCAGAAGGAGUGCACAUCGAUUCUGGAGCAGCUCCAGGAGAAAGGAAUGUUCUCUCUGGCUCGGGAGGUGGCAGAGCUGGCUGAACUGCCUGCAGACAGCGUGGUUACCCAAGAGAUUCUGAGGGAUAUACGUCUGUUAAGAGACACAGGAGAGUGGGAUCGAGAUCAGAUAAGAAUUAAGUUCUGGAAAAAGUGUAACGACAGCUUCGUGAAAAAUUCCAUCUCCAGCAAAGCUGCAUCGGAUUUCUUUUUGAAUCAGGGCAAUGUGGUGUCUGAAUCCCCAGUUCGUGAGAAGAUAAACAGCAUUUCGGAGAGACAUCUGCUGCUUACCCUGGCUGGCCAUUGGCUCGCCAAGGAUGUCUCGGUGGCAUUGGACAAAUUGGAGGAAAUAGAGAAACAGAUCUGGAUUUGUCGCAUCACACAACAAAUGUUAUCCACAGAUGAGGGGCCAGGCAAGUCGGGACGCUCCUCCUGUGCUGCAGCGAAUGGGGAUUUUACUUUUGAUAACUUGGCCAAGGAGUUUUCUUUUUCAAAGCUGCCUGCUCUGAACACACCAAACUACUUAAAUGUGGAGGGUCUUGAAUUGAGGGGGUGUCAGCAGACCUUGGCUGCGGAGGAGGAGGAGUCGCUCAGGUUUCUGGUCGGAUGCCUUCUCGAUGAAGGAAGCGUGCACGAGGCCAGCCGCGUUUGUCGCUAUUUCCAUUUCUACAGCAGAGACGUUUCACUGGUGUUGCACUGCAGAGCCCUGGCCGCAGGGGAGGCUGACCUGGACAGACUGCACGCAGAUAUUCAGGCUCUUGUAGCAAUAGAGAAGACACAGGACAGCAGUGCAUCGCAGCAGAGCAGAGUCCCGAGCACAUCGAGCUUAGAGGACUGGACACACAUUGCAGAUCCAUCGCCGGAUGAUCAGAUUGUCGUCAGUCUGAAGGCCCUCACAGAUGAAUGUGUCCAUGGGAGAAACUACUGCAGACAGGUUCUGUGUCUGUAUGAACUUUCUAAGGAACUGAACUGCUCCUACAGUGAGAUGUCAGCCCUUGACCCUGAGAAAGUGCUUCGAGCAAUUCUGUCAUCCCAGCAGGCAGAGCGCUGCAGGAGGGCUCAGGCGUUCAUCACCACGCAGGGCCUGCAGCCCGAAACUGUGGCAGAGCUGGUGGCCAAAGAGGUCGUGCAGGAGUUACUGGCCUCUUCAGAAGGAAAAGGACAGAAGCAGGUUUCCAACCCUGCAGCUGAGAGCCAGGCGUUCCUGCAGCUCGCAAAGCUGUGCCAGGACCACACGCUGGUGGGCAUGAAGCUGCUGGAGAAAAUUUCCUCUGUGCCACGUGGAGAACUGUCAUGCAUUACAGAACUGCUGAUUCUGGCCCAUAAUUGCUUUAGUCUGACUUGCCACAUGGAAGGAAUCACCAGAGUCCUGCAGGCAGCACGGCUGCUCACAGAUGAGCAUUUGGCACCUAAUGAUGAGUAUGGACUUAUGGUUCGUCUUCUCACUGGGAUCGGCAGAUACAAUGAGAUGACCUACAUCUUUGAGCUGCUGCACGAGAAGCAUUACUUUGAAGUGCUCAUGAGGAAGAAGUUGGACCCGAGUGGGACACUGAAGACAGCUCUGCUGGAUUACAUCAAGCGCUGCCGCCCAGGGGACAGUGAGAAGCACAACAUGAUUGCCCUUUGCUUCAGCAUGUGCCGGGAAAUUGGAGAGAAUCACGAGGCUGCUGCUUGCAUACAGCUGAAACUCAUUGAAUCUCAGCCAUGGGAGGAGUCCCUUCAGGAUGUUGCAAACUUAAAGAAACUGCUGAUGAAAGCUCUGACCCUCUUCAUUGAUGCAGCAGAAAGUUACUCUAAGGACUCCUGUGUCCGCCAGGCGCUGCGCUGCCGCCGCCUCACAAAGCUGAUCACUCUGCAGCUGCAUUUUCUGAGCACCGGUCAGAGCACGAUGCUGAUUAACAGGAACAGGCAGAACCUCAUGGAAUGCAUCGUGUCCCUGCCUCGAUUCUAUCAGGCGGCGGUUGUGGCCGAGGCGUAUGAGUUUGUUCCAGAUUGGGCUGAAGUUCUGUACCAACAAGUGAUCGCUAAGGGAGACUUCAGCUACUUAGAAGAAUUUAAACAGCAGAGACUGCUGAAGCCUGCCAUGUUUGAGGAGAUUGCGAAGAAGUGUAAGCAGCACCCACCCAGCGAUGCUGCUCUGAGGAAUCUGAAGAAGCUGCUCGCUUACUGCGAGGACAUCUCCACGUACUACAGGCUGGCAUAUGAUAACAAGUUCUAUGAUGUGGUCAAUAUGCUCCUGAAGGACGCGCAGACUGGAUGCUGCCUUAAUGAUAUGUUAUCCAGCUAGGACACAGCUGCCCUGAGCCACACACCAGCACAUGGUUAGUAUGGGCUCUUCCACAUUUCCUAAUGCUUGCAGUGAUACGCUGCUAUGUAACGGGAACUCCAGGAAAAGGGUGCUGGUUGUAAAUAUUUAAAAUGGUGAUGCUGCCUUAACCUGAAGGUGUUCUGUACAAUAAAUCCCACCCUUUACAAA